AGCAAAAGCCAAGAGGGAGAAAAGCUUAAUUAAAUGAAAUAUUAGGGAGAUUACUAUAAUUUGCAGAAAUGUAUUAGUGACUAGCUGUAGCACAAGAUCUCCUGCAGGGUUUUAGAAUUAUCCCAAGAGAUCAAUGAAUCACUAACGCCAUCCCCCUAGGGUUUAAGCAAGGCCCCCUUUUUCCAAAAAAACACUCACACACAAAAUGGCAAAUUCAAUGGCUGUUCUCUCACGCAGACUUUACCUUUCCCUUCUCUCAUCAAACCCAAAAAUUUCACAGCUUUCAAUGCCCUUUUGCACCUCCUCCACCACCACCACCACUAACAACCUCUCCUUUCGUGAAGAAGAGUCUGAAUUGGACGGCUCAGACACUCACUCAGUCCCCAACUCAACCACCUCAAGUUCACCAUCAUCAUCAACAACAACAUCUGAAGGAUCGAGCGGGUCACGAAUGGUCCAGGAUCGUCCCCUUGAAAAUGGCCUUGAUGUUGGCGUUUACAAGGCGAUAUUGGUGGGGCAGGUGGGGCAGCAUCCAUUGCAGAAGAAGUUGAGGAGUGGGAGGGAGAUAACGAUUUUCUCAAUGGGGACUGGUGGGAUUCGCAAUAAUCGAAGGCCAUUGCAGAAUGAGGAUCCUAGGGAGUAUGCAAAUAGGUGCGCUGUUCAGUGGCAUCGAGUUUCAGUCUACCCAGAGAGAUUAGGUCGUGUUGUAAUGCAGAAUGUUGUGCCUGGUUCAAUUCUAUAUGUGGAGGGGAAUCUGGAGACGAAAGUAUUCACUGAUCCAAUAACUGGUCUUGUACGUCGUAUAAGAGAAAUUGCAGUUCGUCAAAAUGGUCGGCUUGUCUUUUUGGCAAAAGGUGCCAAUGAUCAGCAAGCCAGUUCAUCGGAGUUGAAAGGUCUUGGCUAUUACUAGAAGUGUAGCUAGAACUGCUCAAGUAUUAACAUAACACUGGCUUGCACAUUUGUAGUUAUUUUCUCAGUUUAUUUCAAGAUUAAUAGAGGUAGAACAAAUGUGAAAUUUCUAUAACAUUGCGUGACGGUAGCAUGGGAGGUCUGGGAAUCAACAAUUUCUUAUUUUUAUCUGGCAAUUGAUGUGAACUGCUAGCAGUUUCAUGGUAUGAUGGUGUGGCUCAGGUGGCCAGGGUUCUGGUCAUUUUUUCA
Populus euphratica (Euphrates poplar) is the source of this 1158-nucleotide messenger RNA. RefSeq names its product Nucleic acid-binding, OB-fold-like protein. Gene Ontology annotation, cellular component: mitochondrial nucleoid. Bases 206 to 910 code for a protein of 234 amino acids. Gene Ontology annotation, molecular function: single-stranded DNA binding. Lineage: Eukaryota; Viridiplantae; Streptophyta; Magnoliopsida; Malpighiales; Salicaceae. Gene Ontology annotation, biological process: mitochondrial DNA replication; positive regulation of helicase activity. The record is from RefSeq and is a predicted model, not a curated record. The transcript is spliced from 5 exons.